CCACCAACAGCUCCUUGCAAAACCAAUAGCUAUCCCUAUCGCAGCCUUGCGUGCAGCGUUAUCCGGCGACGGCGCGACACACGUGGACAAGCAUCUUCCCUUGUGACGCGACUGACGUCGGCUCGCGUGGGCCAGUCAACUCCGCGGUGCUGACACCAUCAUCCCACCUUUGGCGCGCAAGCUGCUUAUUGCACACCGCAUCAUGAAAUCUAGGUCUUGAACCUCUGCACGUCUGUCCUUUCCAGAAUUCCUCUGCAUUCCCUACUAGCAUCCCCCGCGGCUGUGUGACAACCCCUUCAGAUCCGGCUCGCUAUGCCGUUUUUCGCGAAUCCUUUUCCAAGGCUCCGCCAGAAUCACAGACAUAAUGUCCAGACACUCAGAUCACAGCCUCUCGCAGAGCUCUCCGGCUCGCUAGGCGACCUCGGAACGCUGCUACCACUGAUGACAGCUCUGGUCGUCACAAACUCAAUCUCGCUGCCUUCCACCCUUCUAUUCACCGGCGCAGCCAAUGCGUUCACAGGUAUCACAUUCGGCAUACCGCUGCCAGUGCAGCCCAUGAAGGCCAUCGCCGCGGUCGCCAUAGCACGUAAAUUCACGCUCGAAGAAAAUGCAGCUGCUGGGCUAGUCGUAGCAGCUCUCGUGGGAUUCUUCAGCAUGACAGGACUCCUCAACUGGGCGAACCGCGUCACGCCCAUCCCAGUCGUGAAAGGCAUCCAAGUCGGCGCCGGUCUGUCACUCUGUCUGAGUGCCGGAACAACCAUGCUCAAACCGCUCUCCUGGACGGGACCAUGGUGGGGCGAUAACCUGCUCUGGGCAAUCGCUGCAAUCCUGCUGCUCCUCAGUACCUUCGCAUACCCCAAGCUCCCCUACGCACUAAUCGUCUUCUCCAUCGGCCUCAUCCUCUCUGCUCUCGGACUUAAUGCAUCCGAUCAAACGCCGCCCAGCACCGCAAUCCUGCUUCUCCACCCCUCAGCACAGGACUUCUGGAUCGCAACCUCAACUGCCUCACUCGGCCAACUGCCCCUCACGAUCCUGAACUCUGUCAUUGCUGCCUCCGCUCUGUCCGCUGACCUCCUUCCCUCACCCCCAUAUCCCACUGCACCCUCAGUAACUUCUCUUGGCAUAUCCGUCGCGGUGAUCAACCUGCUAGGCUGCUGUUUCGGCGCGAUGCCCGCCUGCCACGGUUCUGGGGGACUUGCAGGUCAAUACCGGUUCGGCGCGCGAUCCGGGUCCUCAAUCAUAUUUCUCGGGCUGAUCAAAUUUCUACUCGGCAUCCUCGCGCUCUGGAACGGCGGGGCUAUCGUCGCGCUGCUCGCUGGGAUCCCGAAGAGCCUGCUCGGUGUGCUGGUCCUAGCGGCGGGCGUGGAGCUCGCGAAAGUAGGGGAGAGCGUAAACACCGAUGCACGGGACCUGAGGGAGCAGGAGCAAGGGCUGCCGUGGGAUGGGAAGAGGGUCAAGGAGUUGGACGAGAGGGAAAGGAAGGAGAGGUACAUGGUGUUGCUUGUCACUGUUGUGUCAAUUCUGGCGUUCAAGAACGAUGCUGUGGGGUUCAUUGCGGGGUUGGUGUGGCAUUGGGGCUUUUUGGGUGCGAGACGGCUGGAGGUGUGGAGGGAUGAGAGGGCGGGACGGAUAUUCUGGAGAAGCGUUGACAGUAAUAGGCAUGAGCGCACGGCGUUGCUGGCGCAGGAGGAGAGCGAUACUGUCGCUUGAGCGUUGGGUGGUGAGCGUUUUGAUAGUGUUGCGGCAUAGCAUUUACGGGCAUAGCGAGUACUCGAUUUGAGUUUACAACAUAGAGCGUAGUGAUGAAUGAUAUGAUUCUAUUUCAGAGGCGCUAUGGACGCUGCGAAGUUGUUGGAGUGAGGAUUGACUUGCCCCACACACAAAGUGCCCGUACUGAGUGUAAUGUUUUUAGAAUGAUUUUGGAAAUUGUCGCUUGCCCAGUUUGCCCUCGGUGCCACGAACGGUGCGCACGCACACUCAGUCACUCGUCACGAUGUCCUCCUUGCGGUUCCAAGGCAGUGCCUCGGUGUCAAGAUCACGGCCACCACGGAUCAAUUGAUCGAACUGACGGAAGACGUCU
This is a messenger RNA of Didymella exigua CBS 183.55, 2080 nucleotides long. RefSeq names its product sulfate transporter. Gene Ontology annotation, molecular function: molybdate ion transmembrane transporter activity. The transcript has a single exon. The record is from RefSeq and is a predicted model, not a curated record. The coding region runs from base 442 to 1710 and encodes 422 amino acids. NCBI's taxonomy places the organism in Eukaryota, Fungi, Ascomycota, Dothideomycetes, Pleosporales, Didymellaceae. Gene Ontology annotation, biological process: molybdate ion transport.